Sciurus carolinensis (gray squirrel) is the source of this 1338-nucleotide messenger RNA. RefSeq names its product AN1-type zinc finger protein 6-like. The coding region runs from base 240 to 866 and encodes 208 amino acids. Gene Ontology annotation, molecular function: DNA binding; zinc ion binding; polyubiquitin modification-dependent protein binding. Lineage: Eukaryota; Metazoa; Chordata; Mammalia; Rodentia; Sciuridae. The record is from RefSeq and is a predicted model, not a curated record. The transcript has a single exon. Gene Ontology annotation, biological process: protein targeting to peroxisome.
UACAGCUUCAAGUGAAGUUAAUCUGAGGUGAAGCAAACAGAAAAUUGUGGAGGUUUUGUUGGAAUGAAUCUGAAGUCUGCUGCAGUAAAACACUGAAGGCUUUAAAAUGUUUUCUUGCAUAAAACUCAAACUUUAAGUAGCUGCUUAUGAGAAUAGGGAAGACAGGAAGCUAAUGUCUGUCUCAAGAUACAGGACAGCUGUUUGUUCAUCAACCUCAACUGUGUGUGCAACAGAGGAACAUGGCUCAAGAAACUAAUCACAGUCAAGUGCCCAUGCUUUGUUCCACUGGUUGCGGAUUUUAUGGAAACCCUCGUACAAAUGGCAUGUGUUCAGUAUGCUAUAAAGAACAUCUUCAAAGACACUAUAGUAGUAAUGGUAGAAUAAGCCCACCUGCAACUUCUCUCAGUAGUCUGUCUGAAUCUUUACCAGUUCAGUGCACUGAUGGCAGUGUCCCAGAAGCUCAGUCAGCAUUAGACUCCACAUCUUCAUCUAUGCAGCCAAGCCCUGUAUCAAAUCAGUCACUUUUAUCAGACUCUGUAGCAUCUUCCCAAGUGGACAGUACAUCUGUGGACAAAGCAGUACCGAAAACAGAAGAUCUGCAAGCUUCAGUAUCAGACACAGCACAGCAGCCAUCUGAAGAGCAAAGCAAAUCUCUUGAAAAACCAAAACAAAAAAAGAAUCGCUGUUUCAUGUGCAGGAAGAAAGUGAGACUUACCGGGUUUGAAUGCCGGUGUGGAAAUGUUUACUGUGGUGUGCACCGUUACUCAGAUGUACACAAUUGCUCUUACAAUUACAAAGCUGAUGCUGCUGAGAAAAUCAGAAAAGAAAAUCCAGGAGUUGUUGGUGAAGAGAUCCAGAAGAUUUGAACUCCUGCUGGAAUACAAAAUCCUUUGACCAUCUGCAAACUAAAAAUUGACUUGAGGGUUUUUUUUCCUAGUCAUUGGGAAUGUAGAGCAAUGUAUCUUGCAUAGACCUUUUAAUCAUGCAUGUCAUCAGAAGAAUAGAUUUUUGUUUUUGUUUUGAAAAUGACUCUGAACAUUUACUUCCAUUGCAGUUUCUGUGGCCGAAGAGACUUAAACUUUACAAGUAUUAUCCUUUUAAGAUCAUUUUAAUUUUAGUUGAGUGCAGAGGGCUUUUAUAACAAACGUGGAGAAAUUUUGGAGGGCUGUGAUUUUUUCCAGUAUUAAACAUGCAUGCAUUAAUCUUGCAGUUUAUUUUCUCAUUGUGUAUGUACAUAUAGCUUUUCUCUGCAGCACGAUUUCUCUUUUGAUAAUGCCUUAUUGGGCACAACUAGUUAUCAGUAACUGAAUGUAUCUUAAUCAAUAUGGCUGCUUCUGU